Messenger RNA from Pochonia chlamydosporia 170, 1560 nucleotides. RefSeq names its product mannosyl-oligosaccharide alpha-1,2-mannosidase precursor. The record is from RefSeq and is a predicted model, not a curated record. Gene Ontology annotation, cellular component: endoplasmic reticulum; Golgi membrane. Gene Ontology annotation, biological process: N-glycan processing; carbohydrate metabolic process. The transcript has 4 exons. Gene Ontology annotation, molecular function: calcium ion binding; mannosyl-oligosaccharide 1,2-alpha-mannosidase activity. Lineage: Eukaryota; Fungi; Ascomycota; Sordariomycetes; Hypocreales; Clavicipitaceae. The coding region runs from base 1 to 1560 and encodes 519 amino acids.
AUGCCGCUGUCUAAUAAGUUAAUUCUGCUCCUGGGGCUGGCUGGCGUAGCUUUGGCCGUACCGGCAAAACGUACUGUAAAAACACCAGCGGCCGACCACAAGAGAGCUGGCGCUAUCAAGGAAGCGUUUGAAAUUUCAUGGAAUGGCUACUACAAGCAUGCUUUCCCUCAUGAUACACUCCAUCCCGUGACAAAUGGUUACGAAGAUGACCGAGCUGCAUGGGGAGUAACAGUUGUUGAUGCCCUUGACACAGCUAUUGUCAUGAAUAGCCUGAAAAUUGUACAGCCGAUGCUGGACCAUAUUACCAAUAUUGACUUUACCACGACUGCGGAGGCUAAUUACGGCAUUUCUGUAUUCGAGACCAACAUUCGGUACCUGGGUGGCCUGCUUUCUGGGUACGACUUGCUCAAGGGACCUUAUAAGCACCUUGGAGCUGAUCCUAAGAAGGUCGAUGCCCUCUUGACCCAAGCCCGAAAACUCGGUGACAGCCUCAGCGUGGCAUUUAACACCCCGAGCGGUAUUCCCGACCCAACCAUCUACUUGAACCCUACCAAGAAGCACAGCGGUGCUAGCAGAAACAACAUUGCUGAGAUUGGGACUUUGGUUCUGGAAUGGACUCGUCUUAGUGACUUGAGCGGCAACAAGACUUAUGCCCAGCUGGCGCAAAAGGCCCAAAACUAUCUACUGAAGCCGACAGGAAGCCCGGAAGCCUGGCCGGGGUUGAUCGGCACUUGGGUCAGCACAGAGAACGGCACUUUCAUGGACAGCAGUGGUGGCUGGUCUGCUUAUGACGACAGCUACUACGAGUACCUGAUCAAGAUGUACGUGUACGACCCCAAGGCGUUUGGUCUGUACAAGGACCGCUGGGUAGCUGCAGUGGACUCGACUAUGAAGCAUCUCCUGUCACACCCUACGACACGAAAGGACCUGACUUUCCUGUCUUCCUAUAACGGGCAAAAGACCAACCCCAACUCUGGACACUUGGCUAGUUUUGCUGGCGGCAAUUUUAUUCUCGGCGGCGCAAUUCUUGGCGAAGAAAAGUACAAGACACUCGGCCUCCAAGUCACCGAAUCUUACUACGAGACGUACGUCCAAGAAGCAAGCGGCAUUGGACCCGAAGGCUUCCGCUGGGUAGACGCAGCCCUCCCAGCUAAUGACCCUAGCAACCGGCCUCCGCCGGCGAACCAGACCGAGUUUUACAAAAAGGCAGGCUUCUAUAACACUGCGACGUAUUAUAUUCUGCGUCCGGAAACUGUGGAAUCCCUUUACUACUCGUACCGACUUACCGGCGACAAAAAGUACCAGGACAUGGCGUGGACUGCAUUCCAGGCAAUCCGCAAGCUGUGCCGUGUGAAUGAUGCGUAUGCCGAGUUGUCAGACGUGUCCAAGGCGAACGGUGGUGGAUUUUCAGAUUCUAUGCAGAGCUUCUGGAUGGCUGAGACGCUCAAGUAUUUGUACUUGAUCUUUGCCGCUGAUGGGCCUGUACAUGUGCAGUUGCAGGGUGGUAAGAAUCAGUUUGUAUAUAACACUGAAGCUCAUCCUGUUGCUGUGAGGGGUUGA